Molecule: messenger RNA, 3108 nt
Organism: Spea bombifrons (plains spadefoot toad)
Lineage: Eukaryota; Metazoa; Chordata; Amphibia; Anura; Pelobatidae
Gene: MYO1G
Product: myosin IG
Exons: 22
Coding region: 7-3030 (1007 amino acids)
Biological process (GO): actin filament organization; vesicle transport along actin filament
Cellular component (GO): actin cytoskeleton; microvillus; plasma membrane
Molecular function (GO): ATP binding; actin filament binding; microfilament motor activity
Source: RefSeq, a predicted model, not a curated record
AGCGGGAUGGCGGAGCGGGAGAGUCUGGAGUUUGGGAAGGCGGACUUCGUCCUCCUGGACCACGUGACCAUGGAGGACUUCAUGGAGAAUCUGAGGUUCAGGUUUGAGCGCGGCCGGAUUUACACAUAUAUCGGGGAAGUUGUCGUCUCCGUGAAUCCCUACAGCUUAAUGGAUCUGUACGGGAGGGAAAUGAUCGAGUAUUACAGGGGCCGCGAGCUCUACGAGAGACCCCCGCACCUCUACGCCAUCGCCGACGCCGCCUACAAAGCCAUGAAACGCAGAGCCAAGGACACCUGCAUCGUCAUUUCAGGAGAAAGCGGCGCGGGGAAGACGGAGGCCAGUAAAUAUAUCAUGCAGUACAUCGCGGCCAUAACUAACCCCACGCAGCGGGAGGAGGUGGAGAGGGUGAAGAACGUUCUCCUGAAGUCUACCUGCGUGCUGGAGGCGUUCGGGAACGCGAGGACGAACCGCAACGACAACUCCAGCCGCUUCGGCAAAUACAUGGACAUCAACUUCGACUUCAAGGGCGACCCCACGGGGGGGCACAUCAACAACUACCUGCUGGAGAAGUCCCGAGUCCUCAGGCAACAAGCAGGAGAGAGGAACUUCCAUUCUUUCUAUCAGCUUCUUCUUGGGGCCCCGGAUGAGCGUCUCAGCGCCCUCCAUCUCACGAGAGAUCCCGCCGUCUAUACCUUCACCAGAGAGAGCGCUUACAAUAAUUUGCUGAUUAACGAUAAGUCGGGAUAUAAGUCGGUGGCCGAGUCUCUCCGGGUCAUCGGGUUCAGCAGCGACGAGGUGGAUUCCAUCUACAGGAUCCUGGCAGCCAUUCUGCAUCUGGGUAACAUGCGCUUCGCGGUUCAGGAGGACUCCGUGACCAUAGAGAGUGCCGAGCUCGUGUCCGUGGUUGCCGAGCUGACCGGCUGUGAGGCUGAGAGCGUCCGGAAGACUCUGCUGUACCGGACGAUGGCGGCAGGAGGGGGAGAGCUCAUCGAGAAAGGUCACAGCGCCAAGGAGGCCGGCUACGGCAGAGACGCCUGCGCCAAGGCUUUUUACGAGAGGCUCUUCUGCUGGAUCGUCGGGCGCAUAAACAGCGUGAUAGAAGUGAAAGAUUACGACGGGCGAAUCCACGGCAAGAACACGGUGAUCGGGGUCCUGGACAUCUACGGCUUCGAGAUCUUCGAUAAUAACAGCUUCGAGCAGUUCUGCAUCAAUUACUGCAACGAGAAGCUGCAGCAGCUGUUCAUAGAGCUGAUCCUCCGCCAGGAGCAGGACGAAUACCAGCGAGAGGGCAUCGCCUGGCAGCACAUCGAUUACUUUAACAAUCAGAUCAUUGUGGAUCUGGUGGAAAAGCCUCACAAGGGGAUGAUCUCCAUUCUGGACGAAGCGUGUCUGACCGCCGGCGACGUCACCGACACCAUCUUCCUGGAGUCCAUGAACAGCAGGCUGGGGCGACACCCCCAUUACACCAGCAGGAAGCUCUCCACCGCCGACAAGUCCAUGGCUUUCAACCGGGAUUUCCGCAUCAAACAUUACGCUGGGGACGUGACAUAUUCCGUGGAAGGAUUUCUAGACAAAAACAAAGACACGUUAUUCCAGGACUUCAAACGGUUACUUUACCACAGCAGAGACCCCGUUCUGAGGGAUAUGUGGCCGGAGGGGCAGCUGAGCAUCAGCGAGGUGACCAAGAGACCCCCGACAGCCGCCGCGCUCUUCCGGAGCUCCAUGAUCGCCCUGGUGGAGAAUCUGGCCAGUAAGGAGCCGUAUUACGUUCGCUGCAUUAAACCCAACGACCAGAAGUCCCCGGCUCUGUUCGAUGAGCGGCGCUGCCGGCACCAGGUGGAGUAUCUGGGUCUGCUGGAGAACGUGCGCGUGCGGAGAGCCGGCUUCGCCUACAGACAGCCCUACGAGCGCUUCCUACAGAGGUAUAAAAUGACCUGUGAGUACACCUGGCCCAACCACCUCAUGGACUCAGACGAAGAAGCCACCAGAGCUCUGAUCGAGCAACACGAUUUCCAGGACGACGUGGCCUACGGGCUCACCAAGGUUUUCAUCCGGACGCCGCGGACGCUCUUCAGCCUGGAGCAGGAGCGGAGUCAGCUCAUCCCCAUCAUCGUCUUACUGAUCCAGAAGGUCUGGCGGGGCACCAUGGCCAGGAGGCGCUUCCGGCGGCUACGAGCCAUCUACACCAUAAUGAGCUUUUAUAAACGCUACAAAGUCCGGUCCCACCUGAUGGAGAUCGUCACGCGCUUCCAGAACGUGCGCGGCAUGCCGGACUACGGGAAGAGCGUGGAGUGGCCGGAGCCGCCGGCCGUCCUCGCCACGUUCCAGGAGCUCAGCAAGAACCUGUUUAAAAGGUGGAGAGCCAGAAAAAUCAUCAAAAACAUCCCUCCCUCGGACAUGACGCAGAUCAAGAAGAAAGUGUGUGCGAUGGAGGCUCUGCAGAACCUGCGCAGCCACGUCGGCUACCAGCGAGCCUGGAAACAGGAUUACCUGUCCUGCGGUGCGGAGAAUCCCCUCGGCGCGGCUCAGUUUUCCCAGACGCUGCAGGGUGUGAAGCGGAAAGCGGGUCACCGCUCCGUGCUGUUCUCCUGCCACAUCCGAAAGAUUAAUCGCUUUAAGAAGUGCAAAGACCGAGCGCUGCUCAUCACCGACCUCCAUCUGCACAAGCUGGACCCCGGCAAGCAGUACAAGGUGCUCCAGACGCUGCCCCUGGGCACGGUCACCGGACUGAGUGUCACCGGGGGCAGAGACCAGCUGGUGGUCCUCCACACGCAGAAACACCAUGACAUGGCCUUCUGCCUGCACCGCAUGGAGCCCCCCACGGAGAACCGCGUCGGGGAACUGGUCGGGACCCUGCUUCACCACUUCAAACUGGAGAACCGGCAGCUGUCAGUCACGGUGACGGAUUGCAUCCAGAUGAACGUCCGGGGCAGGAGGUGUCUGGUUACCGUGGAGACGCACAGCGCCGCGCAACAACCCGACUUCCGCCAAGAACGCAACCGGCUGGUGCUAAUGUGGCCGGGGAAAUAGUCAGAGGGUCCGGCGCGCACCGCGGGGGCCCCGGACGCCCCGUACACCCCGGGGGCCCCGGACACCCCGUACACAGCG